CUCGCGCAUGUGUCUGCCUGCGAGACAGAACCGUCACAGCUUCGCGCGGCGACGCUCAGUCUCGUUCCUUCCAAACUCGCGGCGAUAUACGGACAAUUAUCCCAUCAGCGAUUUUUCAAAAAUACCACUCCUCGUGUAUCUGUUACCCGGUGAAUUCAGUGAAUACAAAAAUCCCCGAGUUAAACAAUUCCCCCUCCCCCGACUAAUUUUUUCAAUCAAAUAAAACCUUCCACUCUCGUUUUCUCAUUUUAAUUCGUACAAGUGACGCGGAGAAUUUAUAUUCAAAUAUGUGGAAAAAAAAAUUGCCGGCAAUUGUUGAAUAAAAAAAAGUGACGAACAAAUGGUGACAGAUUGCCCGGCAAUAGAGAAUUCAAACUGACGUGCGCCCUGCGGCCGGCCGAGACACACGUCAAUUUCACUAAUGGACAUUGGACGAAAGUCACCAGUCUCCGGACAGAUUACAAUGUCCCAGUGAAAUGGUGCAGUGUUGAUAUCUCUGGAGCGAAAAAAAAAAUUAAUGUUUCUUCCAUGAGAGAAUGUCAUCAACUCUGGUACUGAAAGCAUCGUUAAUGAGUAGAAAUUCAACAGAGAGUGCAGGGUUUUAAUGAGGACACACUGAAAAUGGGAAAUUUACGGUUGGCAAAUAUCGCUGUGGUAAUCAUUACAGUAAUUACCGGUGUAAGCAGCCUGCGGAAUGUGAGACUGGAAAUGAUACCGGAGGUGGUUGAACGUGGUCACGAAGUAACUCUACGUUGUCAUUACGAACGCGAGAACGAACCACUCUAUUCAGUAAAGUGGUAUCGUGGAAAGCAUGAAUUUUAUCGCUACUCACCGUCAGAAACACCGUCUAUUAAAGUAUUCAAUAUAACUGGAAUAACAGUCCAUCGUGAUAAUUCCGAUCACGAGCAGGUGACUGUCAUGAAUGUAGAUUAUGGACUGACAGGGAAUUUUAGCUGUGAAGUAACGGCCGAUGCACCAACAUUUUCCACAGAGGAAAGCAUCAAAAAGUUGCGAGUUGUAUCUCUGCCAAAGAGCAAACCCGUCAUCUCUACCGAACGGAGCCGUUAUGAUCCCGGAGACACGCUCAAAGCAAAUUGCAGUGUUACACCAUCUAAGCCCCCAGUGGAAUUUGUUUUCAAGCUCAACACAAUAGAGAUUGGUCCAAUAAACGCAAGCCAACAGAUGGAAAGAACUGAAUACAACAUGGGAAGUAACUCAGCUUACCAAGAAGGAUCGCAAUUACAAUGGGGCGAACUGAGCAUUGAUCUACUCCCCUUCCAUUACUCAAAUAAUCAAUUAACAAUUCACUGUAUUGCUCGAAUACCCGAUAUCUACAAAGCCGAGAGUGAAGUCCAAGUGCAGGUUGGAUUGAGGGAGCCUGUACCCGCCCAAAUAACUUCAGACAGCAACAGAGCCGUCUACGAUGCGUACCUCAUUGCAGUACUAUCACUACGUGCACUCCAUUCAUUUUUAAGAUAGUCAUGGAACGUUUGAAAUUUCGUGGAAGUAUUGCAGCACGAAAAAGGCCAAAACUAGUCACCAAAUGAGAUAACGAGAGAGACGCAAUAAAAUGACAUGACGAUUUCAAGGAAUAAACUAUUAGAGAGGAUUUUCAUCCGAUGAAACGAAAGAGAGAAUGAAAAAAAAAAUGUUUCAGAUAAGAGAGAUAAAGGAUUGUCGGAAUAAUUGUUAAUCGACGUCGAUUCAUGUAACUUUUAUAUAGGUUUGAUUAUAGAGUUAAGAUGUGAGGCCAUGUACAAGAGUUUUAUAGAAAAAAAAAACAAUUUUUUAUUUUUUGCUUCGUUAAGGUAUCAUCGCCAUUGAUUAUCCUCAUUAAUUUAUCUAAGCUUUAUGGCGUUAUUAAGACUGUUUUCUUUAUCGCGAUUGUUAACCGAGAAUGUCAAAAUUACAUGAUAGAAACUUGCUGGAUAAAGUAUUGAAACUAUUCCUAGAGAAUUUGAUCGAUAAAGUUAUGAUGAGGUUGUUGUCCGUCGAUAGAAUGUCACAAUUUUGACUAGAACUAUGACCUGGAAUUUGAUGUUGAGCAAUAUUACAGGGCCAUGCAUUGAAAAAUAUGGAGUGAAUCAAUAUUCUUCCAAUUUUCAUAUUAUUUUGAUGGACAAAUGGAGCUUGAUCAAUUCUCAAAUAUUUUCACCAAAAUGUGUGUUCACCAAGAUACUGUUCACAUUCGUUAUCAUAAUAGUGAUGAACAUGAUAGCGACAAUGCAUCACAUUAAAAUCAAAAUAAAUUAAUAAACAUGAUAAAAUUAAUUUGUUCAUGAACCAUUCAACCAUUGCGACCCUUGCAGACAUCACGAGAAAUAUCAGCACAUAUAUCUGAUACAUUCCAAAUGAUCACGAAUGUCAACAUCCGCGAUUUCAUCAUUAAAUAGUGUCAAGAAAUUACCAAAUUCAAUUAAACUGACAUGCCAAUUACAAUAAUCAAAGUUCAAUAAUAAACAGCAUUUCGUGGAUAAUGCGAAAACACCGUGUACUCAUUCAGAGAUAACUUCAGGUAAAAACAAAGAGUCGACUUUUUUUUACCCCAGUUUGCUCCGCGAAUAAUGAAAAAAAAGAUGAUCCAAUUAAAAUGGAUAAAAAAAUCCUAUCGAGCAAAUGCGAGCCAUUGAAUCUUCGCAGCACGUGUGUUCAAUUUUUUCAGUGAAACAGAAAAUGUAAUAAUAGUUCAGCAUCUGUUUGGCAAUUUUGUGUAAAAGUGAGGAGCAUGUAAAGGAGAAAGAGAUAAAAAAAUCCAACUUUCCUUCAAAUUGAAACCACUCAACGCCCCAUUCACGUUCUUUUUCCCCCCCCCUCGGAGUAUUUGCACGUAUUUGCGUUGUUCGAGAAUGCGGAACGCUGCCAGAGAUUCAAAGGGGGAUAAAGAUGCGCGAGGGAGUUACAAACACACGUACGUAAAAGAAGUAACGAAUAGGCACUGAGAGACUCAUCUCGCGGUGAUUCAAAAAUAUCUCCUCGACAUGUAUUUCUUGUUUCGAUGAGCAACGCAUAUAUAUUAGAACAUUUUUAAGCUGAUAACGGUAAAAAAAAAAUGAAACGAAGAAAACGACUUCUGUUAUGGUCGAUAUUUAUUGUUGUGUAUAAAAGAAAUAAACUUAUCGAUGGAAACCAA
Messenger RNA from Diachasmimorpha longicaudata, 3130 nucleotides. RefSeq lists its product as uncharacterized. The record is from RefSeq and is a predicted model, not a curated record. Lineage: Eukaryota; Metazoa; Arthropoda; Insecta; Hymenoptera; Braconidae. The transcript has 6 exons. Bases 622 to 1479 code for a protein of 285 amino acids.